Messenger RNA from Bombina bombina (fire-bellied toad), 3614 nucleotides. RefSeq names its product HMG-box containing 4 (gene HMGXB4). The transcript has 10 exons. Lineage: Eukaryota; Metazoa; Chordata; Amphibia; Anura; Bombinatoridae. The coding region runs from base 886 to 2367 and encodes 493 amino acids. The record is from RefSeq and is a predicted model, not a curated record.
ACUGGCCAUCAUUAGGGGAUAUCAAUGGGAGGGAACACUGGUCAUUAGUGGGGCAUCAGUGUGAAGGCACCUGCCAAUGGGGUAUCAGGGGACAUCAGUGUGAAAGCACCUGGGCACCAUUAUUGGGGCAACAGUGGGCACUGGUCAUAACUAGGGGGCAUCAGUAUGAGGGCACCUAUCACUGGGGCAUUAGGAAAUACUGGCCAUCACUGGAGGGCAUCAGUGUGAGGGAACCUAUCACUGGGGCAUUAGGGAAUACUGGCCAUCACUGGAGGGCAUCAGUGUGAGGGAACCUAUCACUGGGGCAUUAGGGAAUACUGGCCAUCACUGGAGGGCAUCAGUGUGAAGACACCUAUCACUGGGGUAUUAGGGAAUACUGGCCAUCACUGUGGGCAUCAGUGUGAAGACGCCUAUCAUAGGGGUAUUAGGGAAUACUGGCCAUCAUUUGAGGGCAUUAGUGUGAGGGCACCUAUCACUGGGGUAUCAGUGGUCACCGGCCUUUUCUGAGGGACAUCAGUGUGAAGGCACCUAUCACUGGGGUAUCAGUAAUCACCCGGCUUCUUUGAGGGGGCAUCAUUGUGAGGGCACAAAACUAGGUUUAUUACUAGAUACAUAACUAAGGAGCAGCAUACCAUACUGGCAGGUGCAUCUGAGCGUCAUUACCCGGCAUCCUAAGCACUAUCACAUGGUGCACAUCGGCAUAAUUUAGGAUACGCAGAGAUCCUGGAUGCAGACCGUGGGGUUGAGGAUGUGGGUCUGGCAGCGGGCAGGACCCAGCGGGAGAAAAAGCGAUCGUACAAGGACCUGCUACGCGAGGAAGAGGAGAUAGCAGAGCAAGUUCGCAAAUCCUCUAAAAAGAGGCCGAAGGACUCAGAUUUGCUCUCUAUGCUGCCCGAAUCGCACAAGAAGAAAAAGAAGCACAGCUCUGAUGAAGCCUAUAUUCCAGAGGUUUCCCUGGAUAGCUCCAAAAAGAAAAAGAAGCUUCCUCAUCAUGGCCCCUCUUCACCUUCCUCAGACAAUGCCAUGGACAUCCUCACAGCUAUUACCUCUCCUAUAGUCACCUCCACCAAACCACCCUCUAAGAAAGUAGACAAAGUGCUAGCUUCUUCCGUCGGAUUGCAGUCCCCCAGCCAACCCCCCCGCAAAGAUCACCACAAGAAAAGUGGGGAGACAUCAGGGGAGGAGCACGCCCACAAAUCAAAGAAACCCAAACCUCUCACUUUGCGGGAACCAGAUGGUUUAAGGAUGAAGCUAAUCCUGUCUCCCAAGGAGAAGACCAGCGACCAUUCAGUCUCGCCCCAGGGAAGUCCAGUGCUCAGCGACAGCUCAUCUUCCAAAAAGAGCGUCAAGAAAGCCUCAAGAGAGGAGACAGAUGCUAGGGGCAGCCAUAAAAAACACAAGAAGGAAAGCCACGCCCCACGGCCUGGAUCAACACCCGAAUCGGCUUCUUCUUCUGCGGGGGAACUCGAGGUUGGACAUCUGGUUAUUGAUGACUCAUUCCGGGAGAUGAAAAAGAAAAAAAAGUCUAAGAAAAGCAAAAAGAAAAAGGACAAACACAAAGAGGAUAAACACAAAAAGCACAGCAAGAGCAAGAGGGAGUCAGAUGGAAGCAUCGUGCAGUCUCCUCCCCUAGUGUUGUCUCCGCCGCAACCGUCAACUCCCACCGCUAUGCUCGUGCAGUCCUCACCACCUCCUUUACCUCUUCCAGAUGCCACCCACCCUUUACAACCGGAGCCGUCAAUAGAGAAGAAGAAGAAGCGAGAUGACACUGAGAAGCCCAAGAAGAAGAACAUGUCGGCCUAUCAGGUCUUCUCCAAGGAAUAUCGAAGCAGCAUUAUCGCAGAACAUCCAGGGAUAGACUUUGGAGAGCUGAGUAAGAAACUGGCCGAGGUGUGGAAGCAACUCCAAGAAAAAGACAAGCUUGUUUGGAAACAGAAGGCGCAGUAUCUCCAGCACAAGCAAAACAAAGCGGAGGCCACAACUGUAAAACGUAAAUCUGGCAGUUCUGAGUCAGCUCCACGGAGUAAAGGCUCCUCCUCAGGUGUCUCCUCACCUCACAAGAAAUCCCCAAGCAGUGUCCCAUCCUUCUCCUCCUCCCCAGCAAAGGUUCCUGAAACUGAGCCCAUUGAUGUGGCUGCCCAUCUACAGCUACUUGGAGAGUCCUUGAGCCUGAUUGGGCACCGGCUGCAGGAAACUGAGGGUAUGGUUGCGGUAUCAGGCAGCCUGUCCGUCCUUCUGGAUUCCAUCCUGUGUGCUUUGGGCCCAUUAGUUUGUCUCACAAGCCAUGUGCCCCAGCUGAAUGCCUGCCCGAAGCAAGUCUUGUCAAAUACUCUGGAUAAUAUCGCUUACAUCAUGCCGGGCUUGUGACAGCGGCGUCUGCGGCGCAGGAUGUUUUUAGACUCUGUACAGUACUGUAUGAUAUGUAUACAUAGAAUCUGUGAUUUUAUCAUGAAGAAAGAAGAGUGUUUGUUUUAUUCCGGUAUAUCACAGCAGCUACCUACCUGAGCACAGACUGCGCAACCAGGUGAUCCACUCACUACUGAAUCAGGAAAUACCAUCCGUCUUGCUACAAAAGUGACAGAUAUUACAAGAGCGGGUGAGGGUAAACAGAAUUGUUAAUGAAAGGGGAAAUUUAAGCAUUUCUAUUAAUAUUAAAGGGGCAUGGGAGUCAAAAUUAUACUGAUUCAGAUAGAGUGUACAAUCUAAAAAAGUGAUACACUCGGCUUGUGCACAAACACUCUAUUACACAGUACUCCUAGCUAUACAGCUAAGUUUACCAUAGAGGGGCUUCUGCACUAUAUAGCUUCCUCUACAGGUCCCAUGUAUAAACAUUGCUUCAUAUACUGCUGCUGGCGCAUAGCGCACAAAUCACGUGCACGCCCCUGAACGUACUUCAGUAUGUUCUCGUGGAACAGAAGUCCCUUUAUAAUUUUUGAAAUGCCCCCAUCGACUUAAUGACAUUUUAAUACUGGCCGAAUUGUGGUUUUCUUAGACCAAAUUCUGUUGCUGCCAAUGAGGCUGUGAUUUGAUGUCUACUCUAAGAUUUCUCCACCCGCAGUUCUUUGUUUGUUGUUUUGUUUACAAUUUAUGGUCUUAGACAAAGCUAUGCUUUCUGUAGUCACAAUCACUAUAUUGCACAUUACCUGUAUCUGACUGCUACAAAACACUAACAAAGAGAUGUGGGUGGAGAAAAUUGUGCAAGAUUAUUUCAAAUUAGCAUUCUUUUUUAUUUAACACAUUAAUAAUUGUACAGUGUGUUCAUUAUAAAUGAUUUGUGUGUCAUUUUACAACCAACUUAUGAAUUGCAGGCAGAGCUAUGUCAGUGCCCAGGGAAUACGCUGCUCUGUAUUUUGCUGACAAGCCAGAGAUAAAGCUUUUACUGACUUUGAAUUGUUGUCCCCUGGGUGCCAUUUAUAUGGUUUUUAACUGUUUUUAUAAAUAAAGAGAAUAUAAUUUGUAUUCAGCUGGUGCUCUAUGUUUAAUAUAUUCUUGGCUUGUUACAAAAACUGAUCAUGCAUCUCUUUAUUGGAAAGUAUCCUUAAAGGGACAGAAAGCACCUUGAGAUUUGUAUAUAAAAUGUUUUGUUAUGUGUAAUAAAAUAAUGUGGCAGUAUA